Ceratitis capitata (Mediterranean fruit fly) is the source of this 1587-nucleotide messenger RNA. RefSeq names its product nudC domain-containing protein 3. Bases 108 to 1358 code for a protein of 416 amino acids. Gene Ontology annotation, biological process: protein folding. NCBI's taxonomy places the organism in Eukaryota, Metazoa, Arthropoda, Insecta, Diptera, Tephritidae. The transcript has 3 exons. The record is from RefSeq and is a predicted model, not a curated record. Gene Ontology annotation, cellular component: cytoplasm.
UUUUCGCAACAAUAUAUAUAACAUUCAUAAAAUCAUUUUAAUAAAGCUAUAUAAACUUUAAAAAGGAUUGAUUAUUUUCACUAUAUGCAUUUUUUGUUUUCUUCAAAAUGGAUUUUCUACGCACAGAUGCUAUUUUUAUGGAAGUUCUCCAACAACAAAGAACAAUUGUCGGCUUUUUGGAUGCAGUAUUUGGUUUUCUUCUAAGAAAUACCGAAUUUUACCAAUACCAAACGGACAUUGAAAAAAGGGAUCGUGAAUUUAUGGUUUUAACGGCAAUGUCGCGUUAUGACCCCGCAACAUCUUUAGCAAACAUUUUCGUUCAAAACAUGACGUGUGACGAAAACCAUGUACCACCUGCAGCAGAGGAAGUUGAAAUUGAAACGGAAGAAAUACAUGAAGGCACCGAAGGAACCCAUGAGGACACAAAAGGAAUAAAUGAAGACACGGAAGAAAUGCAGGAGGACCCCAAAGAAAUACUUGAGGACACAGAAGAAACACAUGAGAACACAGAAGGAAUACAUAAGGACACUGAAAAAAUACAUGAGGAUACCGAAGAAAUAUGUGAGGACACAAUAGAAAUAAAUGAGGAUACCGAAGAAAUCCGUGAGGACACCACAGAAAUACAUGAGGAAACAGAUAAAAUAGAAGUUGAAAUGAAAGAAUUACAAGAGGAAACUGGCGAUGUUUCUCCUGCUCUAGAACAACUUAAAAUAGAAAAAAAGAAGAAAGAACAAACUACUAUAUUAAUUGAAGAAGACAAAAAAACUGUCGCAAAAAUUGAGCAAAAAGAUGUUUCUAGAGUACACGGCUUCUCAGCUGCUGAUUACGAAAACGGCUCUUGUUUUGAAAAUUACUGCUGGGCACAAACACAGACAGAAUUAGAAUUGCACAUUAAAUUACCCUCCGACUUAAGUAGUUCCAAAUUAAUUCUCAUUGACAUAAAAUCUGAUAACAUCUUGGUACGCAGUCGAAGUGAUCCUAAUGAUGUUAUCAUAAGUGGCCAACUGAGCAAUCGUGUCAAAAACAAGGACGUAGUUUGGACAAUUAACGAGGAAAAAUUAACAAUUUGUUUGGAUAAACGCUCUCAUAUUUGGUGGGACAGAUUGUUUUGUGAAGAAGAUCCGAUUGACCCGAAGAAAAUAAAAUGUGAACGUUAUAUAGAUGAGCUACCGGAAGAUUCGCAAGCAGCAAUACAAAAAAUACAUCUUCAACAAAUGGAACAAAACAAUCAAAAUAAUGAACCUGAGAAAACUUUUAGCAAUGAAGAAAAGAUGAAACGUUUACGUAAAGCAUGGAAUGCAGAAGGAUCACCAUUCAAGGGUCAGCCAUUCGAUCCAUCCCUUAUAAAAUUUAGUUAGGGAAUCGAAUAAAACGCUUAGAAUGCAAUUUUUGGUAGAAAAUAUUUAUUAUAGAAUACGUUAUGGCAAAUAAAGAUAUUUAUACUUUUAAAAAUGAGAUUUGUGCAAUGAGAAACAUAUUAAGUACCUAGUUUAGUAAUUUCUACUAAUUUAAUAGCAAAUAAUAUUAUUGAAAUAGUUUUAGGAAAUCCCAAUAAAAAUUAAAUUCCGUUACGACUCUUUCGCGUCA